This is a messenger RNA of Engraulis encrasicolus (European anchovy), 960 nucleotides long. RefSeq names its product retinol dehydrogenase 5 (11-cis/9-cis) (gene rdh5). The coding region runs from base 1 to 960 and encodes 319 amino acids. The record is from RefSeq and is a predicted model, not a curated record. Gene Ontology annotation, biological process: retinoid metabolic process; steroid metabolic process. NCBI's taxonomy places the organism in Eukaryota, Metazoa, Chordata, Actinopteri, Clupeiformes, Engraulidae. Gene Ontology annotation, molecular function: all-trans-retinol dehydrogenase (NAD+) activity. The transcript is spliced from 7 exons. Gene Ontology annotation, cellular component: intracellular membrane-bounded organelle.
AUGUGGAUGUACACGGGUGGUCUGAUCGCGGUGGUGUGGACGGGCGUGUGGCUCUGGCUGGACUCGCAGGAGAUCACGACGCUCCACAGCAAGUACGUCCUGGUUACCGGCUGCGACUCCGGCUUCGGGAACCUGCUCUGCAAGAAGCUGGACAAGAAGGGAUUCAAGGUCAUCGCCGCCUGCCUCACAGAGAAAGGGGCGGACGACCUGAAGAGGGCGACUGGGCCCCACAUGAGGACCAUCCUGCUGGACGUGACCAGCUCCGAGAGCAUCAGGAAGGCCGUGGAGUGGACCAGGAAGGAGGUGGGAGACAACGGCCUGUGGGGCAUUGUGAACAACGCGGGUCGCUCGCUGCCUAUGGGUCCCUCGGAGUGGAUGAAGAUCGAAGACUUCCAGAAGACGCUGAACGUCAACAUGAUCGGGGUCAUCGAGAUGACCAUGGCCUUCCUGCCGCUCAUCAAGCAUGCCAAGGGACGCAUCGUAAACGUGGCGUCGGUGCUGGGGCGCGUGGCCGCCAACGGGGGAGGGUACUGCAUCUCCAAGUUUGGCGUGGAGUCCUUCUCAGACUGCCUCAGGAGAGAUAUCAGCUACUUUGGAAUCAAAGUCUGCAUCAUUGAGCCAGGCUUCUUCAAGACUCAGGUGACGAGCCUGGACCCCAUUGAGAGAGAGCUCCACCGACUAUGGAACCAGCUGACGCCUGAGGUCCGGGAGAGCUAUGGAGACAAGUUCCUGGAGAAAUACAUCAAGGUCCAGCGCCUCAUCAUGAACGCUGUCUGUGACUCGGACCUGAGCAAAGUGACCAACGCCAUGGAGCAUGCGCUGCUGUCGGCCUACCCUCGAACCCGCUACAGCGCCGGCUGGGAUGCCAAGUUCGUCUGGAUCCCCCUCUCCUACAUGCCCUCCUGCGUAGUCGACUGGGGACUCAAACUCGUGCUGCCGAAACCUGCCAAGAGUGUGUAG